CAUUGCUGCUAUAACAGCCUCCACUCUUCUGGGAAGGCUUUCCACUAGAUGUUGGAACAUUGCUGCUAUAACAGCCUCCAGUCUUCUGGGAAGGCUUUCCACUAGAUGUUGGAACAUUGCUGCUAUAACAGCCUCCACUCUUCUGGGAAGGCUUUCCACUAGAUGUUGGAACAUUGCUGCUAUAACAGCCUCCACUCUUCUGGGAAGGCUUUCCACUAGAUGUUGGAACAUUGCUGCUAUAACAGCCUCCACUCUUCUGGGAAGGCUUUCCACUAGAUGUUGGAACAUUGCUGCUGUAACAGCCUCCACUCUUCUGGGAAGGCUUUCCACUAGAUGUUGGAACAUUGCUGCUGUAACAGCCUCCACUCUUCUGGGAAGGCUUUCCACUAGAUGUUGGAACAUUGCUGCUAUAACAGCCUCCACUCUUCUGGGAAGGCUUUCCACUAGAUGUUGGAACAUUGCUGCUAUAACAGCCUCCACUCUUCUGGGAAGGCUUUCCACUAGAUGUUGGAACAUUGCUGCUAUAACAGCCUCCACUCUUCUGGGAAGGCUUUCCACUAGAUGUUGGAACAUUGCUGCUAUAACAGCCUCCACUCUUCUGGGAAGGCUUUCCACUAGAUGUUGGAACAUUGCUGCUGUAACAGCCUCCACUCUUCUGGGAAGGCUUUCCACUAGAUGUUGGAACAUUGCUGCAGGGACUUGAUUCCAUUCAGCCACAAGAGCAUUAGUGAGGUCGGGCACUGAUGCUGGGUGAUAAGGCCUGGCUCGUAGUCGUGUUCCAAUUCAUUCCAAAGGUGUUUGAUGGGGUUGAGGUCAGGGUUCUGUGCAGACCAGUCAAGUUCUUCCACACAGAUCUUGACAAACCAUUUCUGCAUGUACCUCGCUUUGUGCAUGGGGGGCAUUGUCAUGAUGAAACAGGAAAGGGCCUAAGCCAAACUGUUGCAACAAAGUUGGAAGCACAGAAUCGUCUAGAAUGUCAUUGUAUGCUGUAGCGUUAAGAUUUCCCUUCACUGGAACUAAGGGGCCCGAACCAUGAAAAACAGCCCCAGACCAUUAUUCCUCCUCCACCAAACUUUACAGUUGGCACUAUGCAUUGGGGCAGGUAGCGUUCUCAUGGCAUCCGCCAAACCCAGAUUAGUCCGUUAAAUAUACUUUUGUAUACAGUGCCUUAGGAAAGUAUUCAGACCCCUAGACUUGUUGUUGAAUGAACCAACAUGAGGUAUAGAAUCAACAUCCUGUUGAAACAAGGUUCCUAUAGUUCUAUUGUUGUUGAAUGGACCAACAUGAGGUAUAGAAUCAACAUCCUGUUGAAACAAGGUUCCUAUAGUUCUAUUGUUGUUGAAUGGACCAACAUGAGGUAUAGAAUCAACAUCCUGUUGAAACAAGGUUCCUAUAGUUCUAUUGUUGUUGAAUGGACCAACAUGAGGAAUAGAAUCAACAUCCUGUUGAAACAAGGUUCCUAUAGUUCUAUUGUUGUUGAAUGGACCAACAUGAGGUAUAGAAUCAACAUCCUGUUGAAACAAGGUUCCUAUAGUUCUAUUGUUGUUGAAUGGACCAACAUGAGGUAUAGAAUCAACAUCCUGUUGAAACAAGGUUCCUAUAGUUCUAUUGUUGUUGAAUGGACCAACAUGAGGUAUAGAAUCAACAUCCUGUUGAAACAAGGUUCCUAUAGUUCUAUUGUUGUUGAAUGGACCAACAUGAGGUAUAGAAUCAACAUCCUGUUGAAACAAGGUUCCUAUAGUUCUAUUGUUGUUGAAUGGACCAACAUGAGGAAUAGAAUCAACAUCCUGUUGAAACAAGGUUCCUAUAGUUCUAUUGUUGUUGAAUGGACCAACAUGAGGAAUAGAUACAACAUCCUGUUGAAACAAGGUUCCUAUAGUUCUAUUGUUGUUGAAUGGACCAACAUGAGGAAUAGAAUCAACAUCCUGUUGAAACAAGGUUCCUAUAGUUCUAUUGUUGUUGAAUGGACCAACAUGAGGUAUAGAAUCAACAUCCUGUUGAAACAAGGUUCCUAUAGUUCUAUUGUUGUUGAAUGGACCAACAUGAGGAAUAGAAUCAACAUCCUGUUGAAACAAGGUUCCUAUAGUUCUAUUGUUGUUGAAUGGACCAACAUGAGGAAUAGAAUCAACAUCCUGUUGAAACAAGGUUCCUAUAGUUCUAUUGUUGUUGAAUGGACCAACAUGAGGAAUAGAUACAACAUCCUGUUGAAACAAGGUUCCUAUAGUUCUAUUGUUGUUGAAUGGACCAACAUGAGGAAUAGAAUCAACAUCCUGUUGAAACAAGGUUCCUAUAGUUCUAUUGUUGUUAAAUGGACCAACAUGAGGUAUAGAAUCAACAUCCUGUUGAAACAGGUUCCUAUAGUUCUAUUGUUGUUGAAUGGACCAACAUGACAUGAGGUAUAGAAUCAACAUCCUGUUGAAACAAGGUUCCUAUAGUUCUAUUGUUGUUAAAUGGACCAACAUGAGGUAUAGAAUCAACAUCCUGUUGAAACAGGUUCCUAUAGUUCUAUUGUUGUUGAAUGGACCAACAUGACAUGAGGUAUAGAAUCAACAUCCUGUUGAAACAAGGUUCCUAUAGUUCUAUUGUUGUUAAAUGGACCAACAUGAGGUAUAGAAUCAACAUCCUGUUGAAACAGGUUCCUAUAGUUCUAUUGUUGUUGAAUGGACCAACAUGACAUGAGGUAUAGAAUCAACAUCCUGUUGAA
Messenger RNA from Oncorhynchus keta (chum salmon), 2704 nucleotides. RefSeq lists its product as uncharacterized. Lineage: Eukaryota; Metazoa; Chordata; Actinopteri; Salmoniformes; Salmonidae. The record is from RefSeq and is a predicted model, not a curated record. Bases 1215 to 2390 code for a protein of 391 amino acids. The transcript is spliced from 3 exons.